CCACUGGCCGCGGGCCGCACCCGGGGCUCGGGCGUUCGGCAUCCCUCCCCGUCGUAACUCAGCAGCGCCGCCGUCGCCGUGCACGCACCAGCGCCACGACUCGGCGCUUACCCAUCAAACAUUCAAACCCCACGACGCCGCCGGCCACGGCCACCGCUAGGGUUUUAGCCUCCUCCGAUGCCGCCGCCUCGCCGCGCGCUUGUCACAUCCCUCCUCCGCCUCCGCUCCUUCUCCUCCAUUGCCUAUCCUCAUCCCUACCCACCCGCGCCCCUGCGACGCCACCAGUUCGUCGCCGACCCCACCACCUCCACAAACCGUGGUGUCGUCGGGGGCAUCGGCGGCGUCGGUUCCGGGAACGGGAACAUCUUGGACCCGACGCAGCUCCUCCGCGACGACCCGGUGGCAAUCACCGCUUCCCUUUGGGUAUCCUCCUUCCGCGCCGCCGCCUCCACCUCCGGCUCUUGUACCCCCGCACCGCCGCAGCCACUCACCCCCUUCCUCUCGCGCCUGGAGCUGUGGGUGCUCGCCUACCAGAAGGCGUACGCUGACGAGACCGGUUCCUAUCUGCCGCGCUCCUCCAUCCCGGCCUCCACGCUCGCCUCCCUCCUCACGCUCCGCAACGCCGUACUCGACGGCCGCUUCCGCUUCGGCAACCGCCUCACCCCCAUCCUCCAGUCCCCGCGCGCCGCCAACGCGCCGGACCCUGCCACCCUCUCCAAGCGCAAGCUCCGCGCCCUCCUUACAACCCCCGGCCCAUCGCCCUUCCAGGACCGCGUCGUGCAGGAGCUGCUCCUACUCCUGCUCGAGCCCGUCUACGAAGCCAGGUUCUCGCCAAAGUCCUUCGCCUUCCGCCCAGGUCGAUCCCCGCAUGCCGCGAUUCGCACCAUCCGCCGCAGCUUUGCUCCGUACCUCUGGUAUAUCAAGGGCGACCUCUCCCCACUCCUGCACUCGCCUGAUCAUGCUCUCGUGGUCGGUGCGCUUAUCCGUGAUGUGCGUGAUAAAAAAGUGGUUGAUUUGAUCCGUUCGGCCCUGCUCACCCCGGUGGUGACCGCAAGCGAUGAUGCUGCAGUGAAGAAGAAGAAGACCAAGAGGAAAUACCAGAAGAAGAAGGUGCUGCCAGAGGGGGAGCCGAAGCCUGAUCCUUACUGGUUGCAGACGUUUUUUGGGUUUGCACCAGAGGAAGCACAGACACAGCCUGAUUGGGGCCAUUGUGGGGUGCUGAGCCCGUUGCUUGCCAAUGUGUGCCUGGAUGAGUUUGAUAAGUGGAUGGAAGAGAGGAUUAAGGAGUUUUACAAGCCAUCCAAGUCCGAUGUUGUGGGAGGGGAUGAUGGUAUUGAGCAGGGCAAUACAUCAUGGCCAGAGUUUGUCCCCACGACUGGCCCUGACAAGACAAGGAAGGUGGACUACAUUCGAUACGGCGGGCAUUUCUUGAUUGGUGUGAGGGGGCCAAGAGCGGAUGCGGCGGUGCUCCGGAAGCAGCUAGUUGAGUUUUGUGAUCAGCGAUUCAGGAUCAAACUUGAUAACGAGAGCCUCCCUAUUGAGCACAUCACAAAAGGAGUCAUGUUCCUUGACCAUGUGCUGUGCCGUCGAGUUGUGUACCCAACACUGCGUUACACUGCUACAGGAGGCAAGAUCAUUAGUGAGAAGGGAGUUGGUACACUGCUCUCAGUGACAGCUAGUCUGAAGCAGUGCAUCAAACAAUUCCGGAAGCUUGAGUUUUUGAAAGGAGACCGCGAACCCGAUCCACAACCAUGCUUCCGUAUGUUCCACGCCACACAAUCUCACACAAAUUCGCAGAUGAAUAAGCUUUUACUGACGAUGGCAGAGUGGUAUCGCUACGCUGAUAACCGCAAGAAGGUUGUCAACUUCUGCUCUUACAUUAUAAGGGGGUCACUGGCAAAGUUAUAUGCUGCCAAGUACAAGUUGCGGUCAAGGGCAAAGGUCUAUAAGAUCGCGUCAAGAAAUCUUAGUCGGCCAUUGAAGGAUAAGAAAGGCCAGUCGCCAGAGUAUCACAAUUUGCUGAGAAUGGGCCUAGUUGAUUCAAUUGAUGGUCUUCAGUAUACAAGGAUGUCGAUGGUUCCUGAUCCUGAUUACACGCCGUUACCAUUUGGAUGGCGGCCAGAUCAUGAGAAGAUUUUGCUGGAGUACAUAAAGCUCACAGAUCAACAGACAUUGGAAGAGCAGAGAAACUGCAUCAGGGAGGACGGGCUUAUAACACCACAGGACAAUAUUUCGAUGCUUGUAUGGGGCUACAAGAAAAAUGCUGUUUUACUUCCUUCAAAAGUGAGUGAUGCCCAAGGAUCCACAGAGGACCUUGGUUCAGAUACCGAUGAAUUGGAUGAAAAAGAGCUAGGAAAUGAGGGUAACCAAAGUUUCCAAAAGCUUGCUGAAAUGUCAUGAGUUUUGGCAAACUCUGUAGUGUUCCCAAGGGGUAUUUGACUCGUUGACUGGAUGGUUGGUUUGUGACUUUGAAAACACAAAACCAUCUGCUAGUUCUUUGCUGACUGCUUUGUGCUGGAACAGUAGUUGCAAAAUCAAGGGAUGAUUCUGAGCCUCCUUUGCUUAUUACUUGCGAAGGACUUGAAUAUGCAGCUAUAAGCAGGCCUCUACCAAUUAUACGUGGGCGAGCACUAUUUAAACUGAAGAUAUCUCAGUUACCACGAUCGUCCUCCUCGUCACCAUCGCCCCUGCCAUCCACGUCGGCGCCGCCGGACCAGAUGUCCUCCUCGUCGCUACCCCAGCCGUCUGCCUCGUCGUCGCCGCCCCAGCCAUCUGCCUCGGCUCCACUGCAAUAGCCAUAUGCCUUGGCGCCACUGCCCCAGCCGUCUUCCUCGGCGGCCUGCUCCUCACUGCCUUGUCGUGAUCAAGAUGCCCCCUAGAAGGAUGGUUGGGCCGAGGACGCUCACGGAUCUUGGUGGGGCCAUGCAGGGUGUACCUUUCAACUGUCAAAGAAUGAACACCCACAUGUGUACUGGUUCUGGAGGAACAAAAGGAUCCAAGAAAGUGCUAGCACCUAAUGCAGAAGACCAAGUUGGUAGAAUAACUAGGUAGAAGACAAAGGAACUAUCCUUAGCUGAGAAAGAUCUACAUGGUUCAACUACAAAUACAGAAGAGCACACAUUGAUUUUUGCCAAUUGUCCUGCACAACAUGAUGACGAGAUUCAAAUCUGUGAUGAAGGCCAAACAGAUGCCAUGACAGAUAAAUGGAUAAGGGGAAAAAGUAUGGGCAUGCAAUUGGAACGGAUAAGCCGAGGCUUAAACACAGAUUCCACUGGUCAUCACUGAAGGCAAGAGACGUCCAGAGUUAGAAAAGAUCAAUGAUCUGCAAAAAGGAAUAGAUGAUACUAAUGCUCUCCUUCUCUUUAGCCUCAAUAAGAAGUUGGUCGAUUCAUUUUAGUGUGGUCCUUGUAUCUCAUAUUGCUGUUGUAUGGCCCUGAUUUUGCUGUCCUUUUGGUACUGUCCUUAGCACUCUACUUGAUGCUUGUUUGAUGAAACAUGAUGCUAGUUUUGAAAAUUUUGAAGGGCUUGGUUCUUGAUAAAUGAUAUCUAUGAUAUAUGUUGCUAA
This is a messenger RNA of Zea mays, 3565 nucleotides long. Its product is annotated as nuclear intron maturase 2, mitochondrial. Gene Ontology annotation, biological process: mRNA processing. The record is from RefSeq and is a predicted model, not a curated record. Bases 178 to 2400 code for a protein of 740 amino acids. NCBI's taxonomy places the organism in Eukaryota, Viridiplantae, Streptophyta, Magnoliopsida, Poales, Poaceae. The transcript has 4 exons.